Messenger RNA from Papilio xuthus (Asian swallowtail), 3528 nucleotides. RefSeq names its product endoplasmic reticulum metallopeptidase 1. Gene Ontology annotation, molecular function: metalloexopeptidase activity. Bases 307 to 3132 code for a protein of 941 amino acids. Lineage: Eukaryota; Metazoa; Arthropoda; Insecta; Lepidoptera; Papilionidae. Gene Ontology annotation, biological process: proteolysis. The transcript has 16 exons. The record is from RefSeq and is a predicted model, not a curated record.
CUGUCAACCAAGUCUGAUAAUUUGUGAGGUCCACACCGGUCUGCUGAUAUCUAUUCCUUAGGUUUUUCAUUAGUUUUCGAUAGGUUUUCGAAAAUUUCAAAUAAUGAUUUUAUAACAAUAAAAAUGUAGCAUACCAGUGAGGUUUAUAAUUCUAUGAAUUAACAUUUUAAAUCUGAAAAUAGAAAUUGUAAGAUCUUAUACGGAAUGUAAGAACGUUUGUGUGUGUUUUCUUUUUUAUGCUGCCUAGUGGGAGAGAAAUAAAACAAUAAUUACAAAUACAUUACUACUAUUUCAACUAACUCAGUUAUGAUUUCUCAAGCAAUGGAGGAGAGGGUUGAGGGAGCGGAGAAGGCGCUUCGCGGCGCAGUGUCGGCGCGCUGGGCGAUGGCCGCGGUAGCGAGCACGGCGCUUUUGCUGCUGCUGGCGGCGGCGGCCGAGCGCCGGCUGCCCGCGCCGCGCCGGGCACCGCCCAACGCUGACGCCUUUGACGGUUACAGGGCGCACGCCCAUCUAGUGAAUCUUACCUCUAUCGGAGCCCGGGUGGCCGGCAGCUACGAGAACGAGGUGGUGGCGGUGCGGUGGGCGGUGCAGGCGCUGCGCCAGGUGGCCGCGCACGCCUCGCCACACAACUCCCUCGAGAUCGACGUGCACUCGGCCAGCGGCGCCUUCCCUCUCACCUUCCUCGACGGAAUGAACAACGUGUACCGCGACGUGCAGAGCGUGGUGGCGCGCGCACGCGGCCGCGGCGGGGAGACGUCGCGCGCGCGCCGCCCCUCCCGCACCGCCCUGCUCCUCAACUGCCACUACGACACUGUGCCCGGCAGCCCCGGCGCGAGCGACGACGGGGCGGGGUGCGCGGUGGCGCUGGAGGCGCUGCGGGCGCUGGUGGCGGCGCCGCGCCCGCUGCGCCACGACCUCGUGCUGCUGCUCAACGGCGCAGAGGAGAACAUCCUGCAGGCCUCGCACGCCUUCAUCACCACUCACAAGUGGGCGCGGGACGUGCGCGCCUUCGUCAACAUCGAGGCGUGCGGCGCGGGUGGGCGCGAGGUGCUGUUCCAGGCGGGCCCACACGACCCUUGGAUGCUGGAGGUGUACGCUGGCGCGGUGCCGCACCCGUUCGCUUCCUCGCUGGCGCAGGAGCUGUUCCAGAGCGGCCUCAUCCCCGCCGAUACCGACUUCCGCAUCUUCCGCGACUUCGGCGGCCUCUCGGGCAUGGACCUGGCGUGGAGCAGCAACGGCUACGUGUACCACACGCGGCUGGACACGGCGGCGCGCGUGCCCCUCGCCGCGCUCCAGCGCACCGGUGACAACGUGCUGGCGUUGCUGCAAGGGCUGCUGGCGCGGCCCGAGCUGGCGCGCGAGCCCGAGCGCGCGGCCGCGGCGCCGGUGUUCUUCGACGUGCUGGGUGUGGCCGCGGUGGCGGUGCGCGCGCCCGCCGCGCUGCUGGCCGCCGUCGGCGCGCUGGCGCUGCUGCUGCUGCGAUUGCACCUCACCGCCGUGCACGCCCGCGCCCAGCGUACGUCUCGACCGCUGCACGCCCACCCUCCGCCUAAAUGCCGUGUUGCCAACGUAGUAUCGGAGCCACGAUUCGACCUUACAGUAUACAUGAAGCGAGGCGAGUGGGCGCGCGUGGUGUGCGGCGCAGGAGCGGCAGUGGGCGCGGGACUGGCUGGCGGACUCGGCGCCAGUGCGGCGAUGGGCGCGCUGCUGCACGAGCUCGGGGCCCGCCUCGCCUUCUACUCUCGCCCGUGGUUGCUGGUCCCUUUGUACGCGCUACCAGCGGUGUGCGGCUGCUGGGGCUCGGCGCGCUGGACGUGGGCGCGGGCUGUGGGCGCGCGCGGGGCGGCGGUGCGCGGCUGGUGGCGCGCGCGCGCUUGCGGAGAGGCGGUGUGCGCGUGGGGCGGGCUGGCGCUGGCGGCGUGCGCGGUGGCGUGCGGCGCGGCGGCGGACGUGUGCGCGAGCGCGCUGCGCGUGGGGGGAGGGCGGCGCGCGCUGCUGUGGGCGGCGGGCGCGGCGCUGCCGGCGGCGCACACCGCUUACUUGGCGCUGGCCUCGCUCAACAUGUUCGUGCCGAUAAUGGGGCGCGCCGGCACUCCUCCGAUCCCCACUGACGUGCUGAUGGCGCUACUGGUGGCGCUGCUGACGCUGAGCACGCUGAGCUGGGCGCUGCCGCUGGCGGUCGCGGCGCCGGAUCUUAACAAGCUGGUGCCUAUUGCGCAUUCCUUAUGCGGGAAAGAAACAAGCGACAGAAGUAGUGUAGCGUUGGAGAGGGAAAGUGAUAGGCGGAGCGGCAGAAUUCAAAUCAAUGACUGCGCGGUAUCGCUGCUUUUCCCGCGCUGGCACUGUCCAAACGCGUGGGGCGCGGCAUGCGUGGCGGCGGCGGGCGCGGCGCUGGCGGUGAGCGGCGGCGCGCGCGCAGCUUACAGCGCCGAGCGGCCGCAGCGCGUGCUGCUGUUCCACACGCGGCGCACGGACCACGCGCGCGCACCUCCCUCCGUGGAGCACUUCUUCUGGAUACCGGAGAUAGACGCCAAUACGCCUCAUUCGCUGGUGGGAUACGUGGAGGGCGUGGAGAGCGCGCGGGCGAGCGGCGCGACGGACGAGGCGGAGUGCGCGCGCUGGGUGUACUGCGGCGCGCCCUACUACCUGCCGGUGCGGCGGCUGAUCGCGCGCGGACACUCGCUGCCGGCACGCGAGCCCCCGCGCACGCGCCUGCAGGCCGCCGCGCGCCGCCAGCGCCUCAACGCCACUAUCUCGGCGCUGCACCUCGAUAUACGAGGGCCGCAGCACGUGGUGGUGGUGGUGGCGCCGGCGGCGGGCGCGCGGCUGGCCUGGACCUCUGCGCUGUCGGGGCCGCUAGAGGGCCCGCGCUGGGGACUCCGCCGCACCUACUUCCUGAGUGUGCACCACGCGCGUGCUCCCGCGCACAUGCACCUCGAGCUGCACAUACAGCACGAAGGUGUGGGGGAGGAGGGGGAGGAGGAGAAGGAGGUGGCGCAGCUGUCGGUGGCUGGGCACAGCCUGUUCGGCGAGGACGCGCUGUCGGAGGAACAUCAGCGGCUGCUGGCGCGCCUGCCGCCAUGGACCGCGCCCUUCGGCUGGGGCGUGGACCUGCACCUGUUCGCCCUCUAGCGCACAAUAGUAGCGACAAUUGAUGCUCUGUUUAUAUUUUAGGUUAAGUUGCGUUCGUCACUCGGCGGUGUCCCGAGCGACGCGCGCCUCGCCUCACUUUACUACGGGUUUAGAGUUGCCGCAGCCUCUCGCCGGUCCUCGUAUCCAUGGAUAUAAAAAAUCUCAAAAACAGAAAUAUUUCUAAUGUAAACAACUGUUAUUGAGCUACUAAUUUAUUCGUCCCUGCGGACAAAAGUGACUAGCUGAAUUGUAAUGUCUUUCUUAAUGUGUUAUUUUGUACUGGUGAGACAAAGUGCAAUAUCAUAGCUUGUAUUUACUAUGCAAUAUUUGAAGCUAAAAUGGCACAUUUAUAAUGUUGUUGCAAGUAUUUGGUUACGGAUGACCUAAAAUGUGGAG